This is a messenger RNA of Microcebus murinus (gray mouse lemur), 5507 nucleotides long. It is a transcript of the gene LSM11, whose product is annotated as LSM11, U7 small nuclear RNA associated. Gene Ontology annotation, cellular component: U7 snRNP. Lineage: Eukaryota; Metazoa; Chordata; Mammalia; Primates; Cheirogaleidae. Gene Ontology annotation, biological process: mRNA 3'-end processing by stem-loop binding and cleavage. Gene Ontology annotation, molecular function: U7 snRNA binding. The record is from RefSeq and is a predicted model, not a curated record.
GCGGCUCCGCUGCUUCUUCCCAUCGGCCUCGGCUUGCGGGCCUUUCAAACAUGGAGGAGCGGGAGCGGGGGGCGAGGUCGGCUCGCGCCGGGAGCCCCGCGCGCCCGCCCAGCCCGCGGCUGGACGUCAGCUCUGACAGCUUCGACCCGCUGCUGGCCCUGUACGCGCCCCGCCUGCCUCCCAUCCCCUACCCCAACGCCCCCUGCUUCAACAACCUGGCCGAGUACGAGAGCUUCCUCCGCACCGGCGUCCGGGCCGGCGGGCGCGGGCGGGCUCGGGGCGCGGCCGCGGGCUCGGGGGGCCCCGGCGCCGCUGCCGGGCCGGCGGGCAGGACCCGGCGCCGCGCGGACGCCCCCGCCCCAGACCCCGAGCGCAUCCAGCGCCUCCGCCGCCUCAUGGUGGUCAAAGAGGAAGGGGACGGGGCCGCCGGGGCGCGCCGGCGGGGUCCGGGCCGGAGCAGGAAGCCGCGCAACGUGCUCACGCGAAUGCCCCUGCAUGAAGGCAGCCCUCUGGGUGAACUCCAUCGCUGCAUCCGGGAGGGGGUGAAGGUGAAUGUUCACAUCCGCACUUUCAAGGGACUUCGGGGCGUCUGUACAGGCUUCCUCGUUGCAUUUGACAAGUUCUGGAAUAUGGCACUUACUGAUGUGGACGAGACAUACCGAAAACCUGUUCUAGGCAAAGCGUAUGAACGGGAUUCUUCAUUGACUCUCACUAGGCUAUUCGAUCGGCUGAAACUUCAGGAUUCCUCCAAGAAGGAAGCAGAUUCUAAGUCUGCAGUUGAAGACUCCACUCUGUCCAGAUACUCCCAGACAUCCACUUGGAAGGUGGCUUCCGUGUGGGGAAGAGAAGACACCGACCGGGGCUCACGCAAGCGUUCCCGCUCUGUCCCUUCUUCCCUGCAGGCCUCUGCACGGGAGGAGUCCAGGUCAGAGCUGUCAGGGAGGACUACACGGACAGAAGGGUCCAGUGUGGGAGGUACCAUAUCCAGGGCUACCACCCUUUCCAGGGGCCAGACCCGUAAGAAAAAACGCAAGCCCAAAGUGGAUUACCAGCAGGUAUUCACUCGACACAUAAAUCAGAUUUUCAUUCGAGGUGAGAAUGUCCUGCUGGUUCAUCUUGCACAGUGACCAGCUCAGCCUCACUGGAGCUUUGGGUUUUAGAGGUAAAGUGCAUGAAUUGCUGCUAUGCUGUAUCCUAGUGUCCCAGUGAAACUCUGAUUUGGAAUGAUUCCCCCUGGCCCUGCAUGUGCAGAGGACGGAGCAGGCUCAGCCCUCUGGAAGAUGAACUCAAGGGGAGGACAGGUGUUGGGAGAGUGAGUGUCUGUAUUAAUAUUUAUUAUCUGUGAAUAUCUGCACAGUCUAGGAAAGGUUCCAACUUAUGCAGCAGUGAAAUUUGGAUAGGUGGGAUCCUCAAAGCAGCCAGCAACGAAUGCUCUGUUUUGAUUCCUCUCCUUAUUAGGGAAAGCAAUUCAGAACCUCUUCAGUCUUCCCCUUAUCAGAGGUACCCUCUGCAAAUGGCAUGCCAGAUGGGAUUAUAAGAUGCUUGUACGGUGGCUUCUUGUCCUUCUCUCUAACUUCUGUGGCAUGGUGCUAGCGCAUGUACCCUGUGGUAUUGCCCCUCUGUCCGUAGUGUGAACUGUCCUGUGAGCAUUAUGGCAAGAGACUUUGACUUUCGUGUCUGGCUUCCAAGAGUUCUGCAUGAACUCAGUAAUACACACAGCACGUGGCUGAAAGUCCCCUUCCUAGGCGGGGCCAGCCUUGUGUAGGAUUUCUUCCAGAAUGGUUUUACCAUGAAAUGGGUUGUAGUUUUAUUCCCUUUUGUCAGGCCAAAGAAGUCCUUACAAAGUACAGUGGGGACGUGUCUAAAGGGACACUCGUCACAGCCUGGCUCGAGUAACAGGAACACCGUAGUUCCCACGGAUGCUUCUCUACUUGAAUCAUAUUCUGUGCUUUUUUUAAUCACCAGUGCAGAAUAGUCUUGACACAGACUGUUAGGCAAUAUUGAUUUUUUUGUUUUGUUUUUAUUUGGUUUUAUCUAAGAUAACUUAUGUUCAACAUGAGAAUAAGAAAUAGGUAACUAGUUAAAAUGUAUGCAAAGAAAAUUUUCCCCUGCUGUAUUUGUUGUGUAAUUUAAGCCUUCUGAGAAGCGGAGUGAAUAAAGUUUAGGGAGCUGGGCCGCCCGGCCCUGCUGCUGGCUUGCCCACUGGCUCGUCCUGCCGUGGAAAGUGAGCAGACUUCACCCCUCUGUGCCUCAGCUUUUCCCCAUCAGACACCUACCUCACAGGGGCAUUGAGUCAAAGAAUUUUAGGAAGGCAUUUUACAGUCUAAGCAUGUUUAAGUGCCAUGAGUAAUUUUUACUAACUCUCUUUCGUAGCUUUGUAAGAAUUCUGUGUCUUAUGAGCAAGGCAGGUGCUACAUAAGAAAGUAAUCGUCACAGGUGUCAUAAUUAUGAUCUUGUAACUAUCAUCAGAAGGCAGUAGUAUCUUCAGGAACUGUUUUCUGUAUUCCAUUCCUUCCCCCUAAGGGGCACUGGAGGUUCUCAGCAGAGUAUCUUCAGUAAAAGGAAAGUUGUCAUUUUUUGCUUCUCCCUCCAAAUCCCAGCCCCACCCUUUUCCAGUCAUUAUCAGCAAGAAUCCCCUAAACUUUUCAAGGGGUUUAUAUGAUAGUACUAAAUAGAGUGAGCAUCUAAAAAUGGCCAACCAUCCCCAAAGGGGAAAUUGUGGAAUUUGUUUUUUUAAUUUUUGUUUACUUGUUUUCAUUUUUAAAUGCAUUUUAAAGUAUACUCUAGAGUCAGAUCAGAUGCACUAAAGUUUAUAGUGGUUCCAUGUUACAAACGCAAAUGAACAAUUAUCUUUGGCAUCUUCCAGUCUAAGUUAUUUUCUAAGUAGUGUGUUGGAAAUCUGAGUUCCCAAAUUAAUAGUGUCCUGUGUUUAGUCAUCAGGCCAUGUUGCCUAUAUGUCUUUACCAGUCUCCCUGUGUGGCUGUCCUCAUCUGUCCUCCUGUCUCUCAGUUAGAAGCUGUAAUGGAUACUAUAUUUUCCCAAUAAUGUAGAAAUUUGAAAUCAAAAGGAAUAUAAUCAGUUUCCAUUCAUUCCAGCGACAAUUCUGGCUAUGAAAAUUAUUUCUAAACUGCGUAUGAUCUAUUUUAUGUACAAUCUGCCCCUAUUUAUUUGUUUGGUUUGGACAGUGAUUCUGGAAUGAAUACUAUCUAGUAGAUGUGCUGUAGUGUACAAAGCAUGAUCGUUAUUACUGCCUUUUAUUGUUGGAGAAAAUUUUUUAAGGAAAAAAAGAUAGUUUCAAUAAUGUAUGUGCUAUUCAAAAAAUGUGAUUAUUUAGGACAUUAUUGUAAGUUGCUAUGGAAAUAACUGAAGUCUUCCUCAGGAGAAGGAAGGCAAAGGGGGAAGUAAUGGGAGAGUCCCAGCAGCCCCCACCAACUCAUCAGAAAGGCGCCCUAUGCAACAAGACUAGUUUCUGGUAUUCUCCAGGGAUUUGUGCUUAGGAAACUUAACAAGAAUAGUACUUAUUUUUGAACAUCCACCUUUUGUUCUUCAAAGAAAUCUCUAGGCAGGGGAAUAUGUUAUCACGACAAUUCACAGAACAUACCUAUGCAUUUGAAGUCAAUACCUACCUUUGUUAGAUGAUAAAAAAGUGAUUAAGAAAUGGAAGAAAUGGUUUUACAUCCAGAACAAUUUCAUGUGUCAUUUUUUGUACAUAGGGGUGAUUCUUUUCUCUACCAUUAGUAGAACUUGCACUUUAGGUAGUUCUGAUAUUCGGGAAGUAUUUGUGCUUCCUUUCAGGGACCAUCUUACGACCAGAGGCAGGCUGUCUGUGAGAUGGUUAGCCAGAGUUAACGUCUGAGACAGGUUUGGCUUUAGACCAGUCAGUACCUUGCUCUUUGUGCAUGGUGCAUGUCAAGUCAGAAAACCUAGAAAACGUAGCAUUAAAAUCUAGGUGCAUAGAAAUGCUUGUUAUGAGCUGUUAGUGGAUCAAGUGCAGCUCCAUCUCUCCUUGUAGUGAACAAGCCCAGGAGCAUGUUUAGAGAUUGCCAGGUGAUGAGAGCUAUGAGCUGUCCUUAAUUUCAGAAGCCUUACAGAAAUCUAGGUGUACCACUUCUACCCCUUGAGAAAAAAGAAAUAGAAACCCUAACUUGAUGCAGAAUGGAUAUUUAUAGUUCUGUUUGCACUAUUUUCAUGGCAGCUGACAUGGGCAAAUUAUGAAAGAGUCAGUUCUAUAAAUUGCUUCUUUAAAUUUUCUCUAAAAUUUUGCCUUUAGGAAAAAAUUAAAAUUAUUCAAUGACAGCUAGCUGUCACUGGUGCUGCCCCAUAGCUUUCCAAUCUUUAAUGUAUUUUUUAUGAAUGAAGUGGUUGCUGUAGGAAGGUCGGUCAUCACGUAAGAGAAGAGUAUCAUGGUAUAAAUAUAAUGCUUUCACAGUUGUUUUAAUUUUUCUUUUCCUGUGCCAGAUAUAGAAUGCAGUCGACCCCUUUUCAGUAAUUUAUGUUCACCAGUCUGUUUUUCUUCUCCCAGAAGGCUUUUCUUAGGGGUUGUAAAGCAAGAAAGUCUUACCUGGGUUUGUGUUGCAAAGGUGGGCAGCCUCAUUACUUUCUGGCAAAUGGAGUUGAUGGAUUUAAGAUAAGCCUUUGGGGUUCCUUUCAGUUUUCUGGGCUCUGAGGAAGGGUUGGGCCUCCUUUACUCUCAGUGUUUUGAGUAUUUUUCAAAUGUUUGUAAGUUCUCUUGCACUCUAAUAAAAAUGAAAGCUCUCUGUCAAGAAAUGGCUUUGGAUGGUUUGAAGAUCUAGGGGAAGAAAAAUAAGUACACCUGAGACCUUCAGUUGGUCUUUUAUUUAUUUAGAAUAAAAAGUAGUUUGAUAAGCUACCAGAGUUAGUGCUUCUUUCAAAACACUCUCUGAAAAGAUAGCAACUAUCCCUUAGGAAAGCUAUAAAAGCUAUUCCCAGUGCGUUGCAAUUGCUUUUGAUUUGUAGUCCUUUGGAGCAAAUGUCUGAUGUUAUGUCUGAUGUUAUGUUUUUAGAGCUGUGAAAAAAAAUGUCUGAAAAAUUUUGAGGGGUAUUUUUAAAUGAUGAUUAGCUGGCUGAAUUAUGUGUGAACUAGGUUCUAGGGCAGCUGUCCACGUUUUUCCUAUUGUCCUGACAGUAAAGCUGAUAGGAAGCCAUGUCUUGAAAACUGAUUUGCCUAUUUCAUACUGACAUCUAAAGACGUCAGCCUUCUGUUUGGCAACCCUGGGGCUACUCCUCUGCACCGUAACUUACUAAUGUAUUUUGAGACAAGGCUAAACCUGGAUCACUCUAUGUAUCUAUAGUUUCAUUACUCAUAUAUCAGCUGCUAAAAGAAAAACCGUGACUUGUAAUCUCGUCUCUAAACUACUCCUAAUUGUUAACUGAAACCCUUCCUGUUUAUGGAAGAUUGCUGCUAGUAGCGUCAGUUUGCAGUGUUUUGCUGUAGAUAUGUGUCAUACGGGAGUCUGAAAACUGGAAUAAAUAUGAUUGUAUUCAUG